Talaromyces rugulosus is the source of this 1854-nucleotide messenger RNA. RefSeq lists its product as uncharacterized. Gene Ontology annotation, molecular function: flavin adenine dinucleotide binding; N,N-dimethylaniline monooxygenase activity; NADP binding. The record is from RefSeq and is a predicted model, not a curated record. The transcript is spliced from 3 exons. Bases 1 to 1854 code for a protein of 617 amino acids. Lineage: Eukaryota; Fungi; Ascomycota; Eurotiomycetes; Eurotiales; Trichocomaceae.
AUGGCACCUUCCAUAAUUGCAACUGCGCCGGUUGAGUCAGCUUUUGCAGAACUCCACGAAAAAGUGCAAACCAAUGGUAACCGCAAUGGCUCUUCAGUCUUUACCAACGAGGGGUCUAAAGACUCUGCACCUCACCUGGACCCUUCCUACAAAAUCAUCGAACAGCCAAUUGGAACCCGACGUCCAAUACGAGUGGCCUGCAUGGGAGCAGGUUACUCGGGACUCAUGAUGGCCAUCGUAUUCAGUGAGAGCAUGCAAGAUAAAAACGCAGAACUAGUCUUAUAUGAGCGGAACGAAGAUCUUGGGGGAACAUGGCUAGAAAACAGAUACCCUGGUUGCAAGUGUGACAUACCAGCUCAUAACUACGCAUACAGCUUUGCCGCCAAUCCCGAGUGGCCAAACUACUAUGCAACUUCUCAGCAAAUCCAUGAUUAUAUGCACAGUGUGGCUGACAAGUAUGACUGCAAUAAAUACAUCAAGUAUCAGCAUACUAUUAAAUCAGCUAUCUGGAAUGAAAAUGAUGGUAAAUGGGACAUCAAAGUGCAACAAGCAGACGGCACUGUCUUCACAGAUAAUGUCGAUGUAUUUAUCAACGCUGGUGGCGUACUCAACAAUUGGAAGUGGCCAAACAUUGAGGGUCUACACUCCUUCAAAGGAAAGCUAAUUCACUCCGCCCGGUGGGACCAGGACUAUGAUUUCACGGGGAAGAAGGUGGCGAGUAUUGGAAUUGGCUCUUCCGGAAUUCAAAUCGUCCCACAGCUGGCCAAGGUUGUUGAUUCGAUGGACGUGUACGUUCGAACACAAACAUGGAUAUCACCAGCACCUGGAAUCAACGAGCCUACAGCCAAGGACCCGGAUAUGGAUGCGGAGUAUAAUUUCACGGAAGGCACUCUAGAAAUUUUCAAGGAUCCCGAAGUACUCCGUGAGUACCGUGUGGCAAUUAUGGAUCGCCGGAUCGAAAACUUCAAGCGUGCCAUCGCCGAAAGCGACGUUCAGAAACGGGCCCAGGAACUAUUCCGUGCAAGCAUGACUGAACGCCUUGGUGACAGUCCUAAGGGGCGCAAGGCCUUGCAGUAUCUUUUACCCGACUUCCCUGUUGGCUGUCGGAGACAGACGCCAGGACCAGGAUUUCUAGAAGCUCUGACGCAAGAUAACGUCGAGUUAAACUGGGAUGAUGUGGCACGGGUUACUGAGAAUGGCAUUGUGACUCGAUCGGGAGAGGUGAAGGAAUACGACGUGAUAGUGUGUGCCACCGGAUUUGACACUUCGUUCCGACCAUCCUUCCCAGUAAUUGGACGCAACGGAGUUGACUUGGGUCAAUUGUGGGAGACUGAACAACCAAAGGCAUACUUUGGUUUUCUGGUUCCAGAUAUGCCCAAUUACUUCUGCUUCAUCGGACCAAACAGCCCUAUUAGCAACGGGUCGCUGGUAUUGGGAAUCCAGGCUACUGCUGUUUACGUGUAUAAAUGGCUAGAAAAGCUACAGACGGAGAUGAUUCGCAGCUUUGAAGUGAGGAAAGAUGCCAAUGAGGAAUACAACCAGCAUAUGCAGGAGUACUUGGACCGAACGGUAUGGACGCGUGGCUGUCGAAGCUGGUACAAGCGCGGCACUGUCGACGGACCAGUUGUCGCCAUCUACGGUGGCACUUCAUUUCAUUUUAUGGAGGCCAUUAAGAACCCGCGCUGGGAAGACUUCCAUAUAGACCGCAUGGAGGUAGCCAGGGCUAACCGGUUUGCUUAUCUUGGAAAUGGAUUUACCCAGAGAGAAAGCAAAGGAGGAAGCGCUGGAGCUACUCAGACAUUGGACUUUGCUGAAUAUUGGCGUUUGUUUGUUCUCCCGGAAAUUCAUAAUUGA